AUGGGUGACAUCUCCGUUCCCAGGCUGGAGAUGAUGGAUGAGAUGUGGGAGAAUGGCAGCUUCGCCAGUCCCUCUCCUGGUCUGCCCCUGUUUCUGCUCAUGUUCAAUGACAGCAUUCUGAACGAGACGCUGUCCAACUCCACCAACUCCACAGUCACAGAUGUCUCUUCAGGUCUCAGCGUAGCAGGGGUCCUCAUCCCCCUCAUAUACAUAAUUGUUUGCAUCAUCGGCCUGGGCGGGAACACUUUAGUAAUCCACAUUGUGCUGCACUACUCGAAGAUAGAAUCAGUGACAAACAUCUACAUCCUGAAUCUAGCCAUUGCUGAUGAGCUGUUCAUGCUCGGCAUGCCAUUCCUGGCAGUUCAGAACACCCUAAAGAUGUGGCCUUUUGGCCCCUUCAUGUGCCGCCUGGUCAUGACCGUUGACUCAAUCAACCAGUUCACCAGCAUCUUCUGCCUGACUGUGAUGAGCAUUGACCGCUACCUGGCUGUGGUCCACCCCAUUCGCUCCUCUAAGUGGCGACGCCCUCAAGUGGCCAAAAUUGUGAAUGGCACCGUGUGGGCGCUGUCAUUCCUUGUUGUUCUGCCUGUGGUCAUUUUUGCUAAUAUUGAGAAGGCAGGAGGCACCUGUAACAUCGCCUGGCCACAGCCAGCUAAGAUCUGGAUGGCGGCCUUCAUCAUUUACACCUCCACUGUUGGAUUCUUCUGCCCUCUUCUAAUCAUCUGCCUCUGCUACCUGCUUAUUGUCUUCAAGAUCCGCAGCUCGGGUAAGAAAGUGCACGCCACCUCAACCAAGCGAAGGAAGUCGGAGAGAAAAGUAACACGCAUGGUUGUGAUUGUGGUGGCUGUGUUUGUCUUCUGCUGGCUGCCUUUCUACGCCCUUAACAUCAUUAACCAGCUGGUAUCCCUGCCUAUAGAGUACGAUGGCCUUUACUAUUUUGUUGUCGUGCUUGGCUAUGCCAACAGCUGCGCCAACCCCAUCGUCUAUGGCUUCAUGUCAGAGAACUUCAAGAGGGGCUUCCGAAAAGCCCUCUGUCGCUCCACAAGGAAAGUGGAGAACCAUGAGCCCAUGGAGCGCCAGCAGCAGCAGAAGGAGGAGGGGAGGAGGGCGCUCAUGCCCAGGGAAAGCCUGAGAAGGGGAAUCAGGGUUGAAGAGGACGAUGAUGAGGAAGACGUCUCAGAAAUGACUGAGAUCUACAGAAUCGCCCAAAAUGGCAACAGCAACUUUCAGACGGAGAGUUCUCAGCCGUUGUUCUCAGAAAAAGGAGCAACUCCAGCAACAACAGAGCUGUCUUCCCCGGACAACAAGGACAUUCGAAACGACCCAAAAGGCAAGGACCCGGUCAAUGGGUCGACACUGACUGUCCCACUGCUUCUCAAUGGAGCCAAAAAUGGGAGCAUCAAAACCCUGCCGGAGGAAAAUUUAGAACAGAGCACCUCAUUGGAGAUAAGUUAUUUAUAA
Messenger RNA from Scomber scombrus (Atlantic mackerel), 1461 nucleotides. RefSeq names its product somatostatin receptor 3 (gene sstr3a). NCBI's taxonomy places the organism in Eukaryota, Metazoa, Chordata, Actinopteri, Scombriformes, Scombridae. Bases 1 to 1461 code for a protein of 486 amino acids. The record is from RefSeq and is a predicted model, not a curated record. Gene Ontology annotation, cellular component: neuron projection; membrane. The transcript has a single exon. Gene Ontology annotation, molecular function: neuropeptide binding; somatostatin receptor activity. Gene Ontology annotation, biological process: neuropeptide signaling pathway.